Messenger RNA from Otolemur garnettii (small-eared galago), 2527 nucleotides. It is a transcript of the gene MCM10, whose product is annotated as minichromosome maintenance 10 replication initiation factor. The record is from RefSeq and is a predicted model, not a curated record. NCBI's taxonomy places the organism in Eukaryota, Metazoa, Chordata, Mammalia, Primates, Galagidae. The coding region runs from base 22 to 2355 and encodes 777 amino acids. The transcript is spliced from 18 exons. Gene Ontology annotation, biological process: DNA replication initiation; DNA replication. Gene Ontology annotation, molecular function: DNA replication origin binding; single-stranded DNA binding. Gene Ontology annotation, cellular component: nucleus; replication fork protection complex.
CACAAAUAUCCUCCUGACAGCAUGGAUGGAGAGGAAGAUGAUCUGUCUCUGCUGACCGCACUGCUGGAGGAGAAUGAAUCAGCCUUGGAUUGCGAUUCAGAAGAGAGUAACCCCUUGACCCAGGAAAGUGGCGGACCUGAUGCCUUCGACGAGCUCUUUGAUGCCGCUGGUGACGGCGAGUCUUACACAGAAGAGGCUGAUGAUGGAGAAGUGGGACAGACUGACGACCAGAAGGAAAAUUUGGCCACUCUCUUUGGAGACACUGAAGACUUAACAGAUGAGGAAGAAGCUCCUACAUUGCAAGCAAACAAAAAUAGGGUUCAACCUGUUCCUGCCCCCCGACAAGAGAAAACGAAUCAAGAGUUGCAAGAUGAAUUAAGGAAGUUGCAAGAGCAAAUGAAGUCCUUACAAGAACAGCUAAAAGUAGCAACAAUUAAACAGGCUACAAGCCCCACCCUUCUGCAUAAAUCCCCUGAGAAGUCUCCAAGGCCCCCUCUUAAGGAGAAGAAAGUGCAGAGAAUCCAGGAGUCGUCGUGCUUUUCUGCAGAGCUCAAUGUCGCUGUUCAACCCAGAGCCAAGCGGGUGGCAAGGAUGCCAAAGGCUUCACCUGCAGAGCCAAAAAGCUCAUCAUCAAGGAUGACAAGUUUACCUUCCCAGCCUCUCCACACUACUCCUGGGAACAAACCCACUGGGAUGACAAGAAAUAAGAGCACAGGGACCCCAGGAUGUUCUGGGGAAACAGCUCAGAGUGUCUCUGUGGAAACCUUCUCCGGCCUGCGGCUCAGAUUCAGCAUCUGGCGACUGAAUGAUCUUCAUGACCUGACACGGUGUGUGUCCUUGUUCUUAUUUGGAGAAGUUCACAAAGACCUCUGGAAGACGGAACAAGGUACUGUCAUAGGGUUGCUCAACGCUAACCCCAUGAAGCCCAAGGAUGGCUCAGAGGAGGUGUGCUUAUCUAUUGAUCAUCCCCAGAAGGUCUUAAUUAUGGGUGAAGCUCUUGAUCUUGGGACCUGUAAAGCAAAGAAGAAGAAUGGAGACCCUUGUACACAGAUUGUUAAUUUGCGAGACUGUGAGUACUGUCAGUAUCACAUCCAGGCUCAGUACCGGAAGCUCAGUGCACGUCGAGCUGACCUGCAGUCCACCUUCUCUGCAGCUGUUGCCCCUAAGAAGAUGAUUCAGACCACUCUGAACAAUCUGGUUGUCAAGGGUGCAGGCUUGAUCAUUCAGGAAACAAAGCAAAAAUUCGGAAUACCCCAGAAGAGCUUAUCUUGCUCUGAGGAGUUCAAGGAAUUGAUGGACCUGCCAACGUGUGGAGCCAGAAACUUGAAACAACAUUUAGCCAAGGCCACGGCUGCAGGAAUCAUGGGAGGCCCCAAACCUGCCAUCCAGUCGAUAUCAGCCUCGGCCCUCUUGAAGCAACAGAAGCAGCAAAUGUUGGAGAUAAGGAAAAGGAAAUCAGAAGCUCUCCAGAGACAAUUUCUUCAAAGCUCAAGUGAAGUCAAGAGCCCAGCUGUGCCAUCCUCAUCCCAACAGCCCCCUGCCCAAUCUCCACGGGUGGGCGCAGAGUUCCCCAGGAUGGAAGAAAGCCCAACCACAUUGAUGCCCAAGCUUGGGCGUGGCAUCUCAGAAGGAGAUGACGUUCUCUUUUUUGAUGAGUCACCACCACCAAGACCAAAACUGAGUGCUUUAGCAGAAGCCAAAAAGUUGGCUGCUAUCACCAAAUUAAGGACAAAAGGGCAGAUUCUUACAAAAACAAACCCAAACAGCAUUAAAACGAAGCAAAAGGACGCCCAGGACGUCCUGGAAGUGAUGGAACGUGUAGAAAAGAACACCACAUCUUCUCCCCCAGCUGAGGAUGAAUUGGAGCCUGCCGUGAAGAGAAGGAGAGAGCAGCUUGCCUACCUGGAAUCUGAGGAAUUUCAGAAAAUUCUAAAAGCAAAGUCAAAGCACACAGGCAUCCUGAAAGAGGCCGAGGCCGAGCUGCAGGAACGCUAUUUUGAGCCACUGGUGAAAAAAGAACAAAUGGAAGAAAAGAUGAGAAACAUCAGAGAAGUGAAGUGUCGGGUCGUGACGUGCAAGAUGUGCAACUACACCCAUUUCAAGCCUCUGGAGACCUGCAUCGCUGAACAGCACGACCUCCACUGGCACGACGGCGUGAAAAGGUUCUUCAAGUGUCCCUGUGGGAACAGGAGCAUCUCCCUGGACAGGCUCCCAAACAAGCACUGCAGUAAUUGUGGCCUCUACAAAUGGGAACGAGACGGAAUGCUAAAGGAAAAGACUGGUCCAAAGAUAGGAGGAGAAACUUUGUUACCAAGAGGAGAAGAACAUGCCAAAUUUCUAAAUAGCCUCAAAUAACCCUGAAGUCAGGUGUUUUGCCCCAACCUUCUUUUCCUCCUGUGGCUCUGGAAAGGCAGCGAAUGGGCUCUGGAUUGCCCCUGUGUUCCUAACUGACACCAGCAAAAAACGAUGCUCGUUAAGCCUAUAAGCUUUGCUUACUUCUGUCGUGUGGGUUUAACACCAAAUUCAG